UCGGGCUGGGGCACAUUUGUCUGACGACAACAGGAAGAUAACUGUAAGUAGGAUCCUCAUCUGAGUCGAGCCUGUUUCUCUUUUAAAAGAGAUUGCGGGAAAAUUGAGGCGUUCCAUUUAUUUGGACAGCACUGUUGAUUCCUGUGCGACUGCAAUCUUUCCUCGGGACAAGGCAUUUGGUGAGGGGAAAAUGUGAACAGGAUUAAAGUAUGGCAUGCAAAGAUGGUUUCUGCCAAGAAGGAGAUGGUGAUUGCGAUGCCCUCCAGUUACAUUUCCACACUAAUUUACUUUCUCUACAUGACAGCCUGUAUAAGGAAAACCUCAGGACAGAUAAAAAAGGAUGAGAAAAUAUAUCCAGAAAAUUUCACACGCAUACUGGACCGACUUCUGGAUGGUUAUGAUAGCAGACUGCGACCUGGCUUUGGGGGUCCAGUUACUGUAGUCAAAACUGAUAUAUAUGUGACAAGCUUUGGACCCGUAUCGGAUGUUGAAAUGGAAUAUACGAUGGACGUCUUCUUUCGUCAAACCUGGGUAGACAAGAGACUAAAGUAUGAAGGCCCCAUUGAAAUAUUAAGGCUAAACAACCUAAUGGUCACAAAAGUGUGGACGCCUGAUACUUUCUUUAGAAAUGGGAAAAAAUCUGUCUCGCACAACAUGACAGCCCCAAACAAGUUAUUUCGAAUCAUGAAAAAUGGGACAAUUUUGUAUACAAUGAGGCUUACCAUAAAUGCAGAGUGCCCGAUGAGACUUAUGGAUUUCCCAAUGGAUGGACAUGCUUGUCCUCUUAAGUUUGGAAGCUAUGCAUAUCCGAAAACUGAGAUGAUUUAUACUUGGAAAAAAGGGCCGGAAAACUCAGUAGAAGUCCCCCAAGAGUCUUCCAGUUUGGUUCAAUAUGAUCUAAUUGGACAGACGGUGUCUAGUGAAAUUGUCAAGUCUAUUACAGGCGAAUAUAUUGUGAUGACAGUUCAUUUCCAUUUGAAACGGAAAAUGGGCUACUUUAUGAUUCAGACGUAUAUACCAUGCAUUAUGACAGUAAUCCUCUCUCAAGUAUCAUUUUGGAUUAAUAAAGAAUCCGUCCCUGCUAGAACUGUAUUUGGGAUAACUACAGUUUUGACAAUGACAACACUUAGCAUCAGUGCGAGGCACUCCUUACCUAAAGUCUCAUACGCUACAGCAAUGGACUGGUUCAUAGCUGUCUGCUUCGCCUUUGUGUUUUCUGCUCUCAUUGAGUUUGCUGCUGUCAACUACUUCACAAAUACUCAAAUAGAAAAGGCCAAAAAGAAGACAGGGAAAUCUUCGCCUGCGCCUAAAGCUUCCGCAGGAGCGAGAGCAAAUGACACGGAUGAAAUACUCCAGAAUCCUGAUACAAAUGGAAACUUGAGGAAACGAAUGAACUACAUGACACAGCCAGAUGCCAACAGUGGCCAAAGAACUGACACUGGAAGCGAUACUAAAGGUGGUGUUAUAAGACAAUCUUUAGUUGGCCAAGUUCCUUCUGCAGUUGCCCCAUCUUUUUCUCACUCCAGCCCUAAUCCAUUCAGUCUUGUAAAUGUACACCCAUCAGUUUUAACAUCAGGAAGCACACCCCCGGCACCGCCCUCAUCCCCGGCCCUGCCCAGUCACAUACCAACAAACAGAAUUGCUGGACCAGCUUCUAUUCAGCACCUGCUUGGCCCCAAGCUUGAACAUAUUCAAGCAACAGCAACUAAGAAGAAAGCACAUCUAAAACAAGCCUCCUCCACCUCUGCAUCACCUGCUCCUCCUCCUGGCUCUGGAACAAGUAAAAUUGACAAGUACGCACGCAUUCUGUUUCCAGUUUCAUUUGGGGCUUUUAACAUGGUUUACUGGGUAGUCUACUUAUCAAAAGACACCAUGGAGCCCGAAAGUUAAGUCUGAUCUCUUAGCUAUGUCUUUCUUCACACUGCAAAAAAGUAACACCUCUAGGGGCUUCUUUCAAUCUAGUUUCUAAGAGUGUCACGGUUUUACGAACAUUGAAAGUAAGGAAUAUGUAAAAUACAAUUACCUCAGCAUAAUCAGCAACAAAUAUCUACUCCUAAAAUAAAACACAAAAUAAUAAUAAUACAUUCAUAUGUUCUCAAAAAGGUCCUUGAAAAUGAGCAUGUAAAACAAACAAAAAAACAUUCCAAAAUAUAUCAAAAUUGUGUUAAACUGUGUUUUCUUUUUUUUUGAUGGAUGUAUCUGGAUGUCAGUGGCAAACUAUGUACUCCAGCAAUACUGGAUAUGUCAUGCUUUUGGUUUUAUGAGGUAAUACCAAUGUCUGCUGCCAAUAAUGUUCACUGUCUCUGUUAAUUAAAAACAUUAAUUAAAUAAUACACAAAAGGAAAUUUUAAUUAGUCUAGUCCAUUUGCAGGAAGAAAAUAAUUUUACUAAAUGACAUGGCAAUAUUAUUCGACAGACUUUUAUGAAGUGUACAAUGGUCUCGAAGUUUACGUUGCUGCUUUACUUUUCUCAGUUUCACAUAAGUUUGAUUUCCAGACAUGUUGUCCUUCAGUAAGUCCCAUGUAAACCCAUCCAUAGAUUUUCUAAAGACUAAAUCUUUAGCUGUUUCUAUGGCAAAUAGUUGCAAAAAAACACUUUUACAAUGACCAAAAGUGCACAAAAAGGGUUUGUUUCACAACUGUUUUUCUCUUACCGUACAAUAGGCAGAACUAAAGAAUUCUGCUUUGUGUGAAGGCAGGAGAUGCUUGGAGUGGGUGAGAAGGUACUUGGAGAAGCUCAGUUGGGUUUAUAAAACAACCAUGUGUGACAUUAAGAGCACCUGAAAUAAGCAUUGGAAAAAAGAGACAAAA
This is a messenger RNA of Polyodon spathula (Mississippi paddlefish), 2810 nucleotides long. RefSeq names its product gamma-aminobutyric acid receptor subunit alpha-4-like. The transcript has 9 exons. The record is from RefSeq and is a predicted model, not a curated record. The coding region runs from base 223 to 1890 and encodes 555 amino acids. Gene Ontology annotation, molecular function: GABA-gated chloride ion channel activity; inhibitory extracellular ligand-gated monoatomic ion channel activity; GABA-A receptor activity. Gene Ontology annotation, biological process: signal transduction; synaptic transmission, GABAergic; nervous system process. Gene Ontology annotation, cellular component: GABA-A receptor complex; synapse; postsynapse. NCBI's taxonomy places the organism in Eukaryota, Metazoa, Chordata, Actinopteri, Acipenseriformes, Polyodontidae.